AUGGCGAAAAGGAAGAAUCCCGAAGACACCAACAGUAAAAAACAAAAACGUCACAAGUUAGACAAUGAGGACCUGCAGGAAAUAAUAGAUAUGGUAAGAGUUAAUAAAAUAUGUAUUGAAAUUACACCGAAAAACAUUGCGGAUAUUGCAAAAAUGGUUCGUGCAAAUAGAUUACAGAGACAAACAACAAAAACAUCGCGUGGGAAAAGAAAUUAUAAUAUAGAAGAUAGAGACCUUCAGGAGGUUGCAAAUAUUGUGGAAAAAAAUAAAGAAAAUACGCAAAUACCGCGAAACGCUUUUCGUGUUGAUCUAGUAUGGACACAUCGUCGCUUGGGUUAUAAUGAAUAUAUUUAUAAUGUUAGAAUAGGUGCGGGAAAUAUAACAACACUUCCUGAAUUUUAUGAUUCUCUUUACGAGAUAUUUAGUUACCUAAUAAAUACAAUGAAUUAUAUAGCUAGUUCCCCAACCGAUAAAGCACAUUUUUAUAUCUCUAGAGCGCCUCGUACGGCUUUUUCCACGGCUAUUUUAAAUGUUUCUGAUUUUAAUGCCGAUAUGUUUUUUGAUAUUUUUGAAAAACAUAUGCAAAGUAAUGCUCAGGAGGUGAUUGAUGGUGGGUGGAGUACGACUGUUUCCCUGUAUAUAUUUCCGAAUAGUUAUAUACCGCGAACGACAAGAGAAAAACGGUAAAAAAGAAAAAAGUUUAUAAAUCGAUAGGAAAAAACUGUACGGAUGUGGGUCGCGGUAAAAAAAAAUUAGUACAAAAACAUGGUCGUGAAAUUCGAAACGGUGUUUUUCAAGUUGUUUCAAAAUCGGAUUGUUGUUUUGCUCUGGCAAUAUUGACGGGACGCUCUUUUCUCGAUAAAGACGAACGACACGAUAAACUAAACCUUAAUCGUAAUACACCGCUCGAAGACCUUUAUACAGACGAUGAAAUUACCGACAUUUACGAACAAUGCGGAUUAGAUGUGGGGGGUGUUAGUGUUAAUCAAUUGCCCUGUGUUUACGAACGAUUUUUAGCAGCGCAGAAUAUUGAUUUAGUUGUAUUUUCCAAAAAUAAUAAUGAUGAAAUUGUAUACGAUUCGCGUAUGCGUGGUACUGAUACAAUUUGCAGCAUAAAUUUAAAAGUUAUAUUUUUAUGGCUUAAUGACGGUCAUUACGAUUUGAUACUUUCGCCAAAUACAUUUUCAAAAAUGUGUGCGGGAAAAUUUUGUUUUAAAUGCAUGAAUUACUUAAGACAUUGGGAACGUUCACGCACGCACGUAUGCCGCACAUCCUUUUCAUGCUUAAAUUGUUAUAACGGUGGUGAAAAAUGUGCGGACGAAGAGGGCUUUUUUAUUCAGUGUCCGCAGUGUUUUGUGAAUUUUAAAAAUCGUGAUUGUUAUAUGCGACAUCUUACAAAAAAGGUUUUUAAAAAGGGUCCAAAACAGGAAACGGAUCGGUAUUGUGUGACACCAUGUCAACAAAUGUUUUUCUGUAAAACAUGCUAUAAAAAGGUUCCGCGUAUGACUGUAAUAGGUAAAAAAACAACAGCACAUAAUUGUGAUAUGAUGUAUUGCAAACAUUGUAACGCCGUUAAAAAAAAAACGCACGAAUGUUUUAUGAAAGUUUGUAAACCGCCUAAAGCCCCUAAUUUACCAACACUUUACUUUUUUUAUUUUGAAACACGAAGAGAUGCUGAGGGGUAUAUGAUUCCUUUUUAUGCUGUUAUUCAAAAAGUAUGCCAAUUUUGUGAUGAAAAACCGUUUGUGAAAAAUUAUGAACAUUUUUUGCCCCAUUCUGAAGACGCAACAUGCGAUAUAUCCAUAGAAUGUGUACCCUGUUGUGGUUAUAGGCAAUAUAUUUUAGAAAAACAAAAUGAUUGCAUCACUAAGCAAUUUAUUGAUUUUAUGUACGCGCAACCCAAAAACAGUGUGUGGAUUGCACAUAAUGGCGGACGUUUUGAUACGGUAUUUCUACUUCGCGAAUUGCAAGUGGAAAGAAAAAUUGUACCGCAAUGUAUUAUGAACGGAAAUAAAAUCAUGUGUAUGGAAUUGGAAGAUCGAAAUCUAAAAGUAUUGGAUAGUUUUUUAUUUUUAAAUAUGGGGUUAAAAAAAUUUCCAGAAGCAUUGGGCAUUCCUGAUAUUUGUAAAGGUUUUCACCCUUAUCUUUUUUAUGACUUGAAUUAUGUGGGCCCCAUGGUUGGUUUGGAAUAUUUUGACCCGCCGUCCGAGGGCUCUGAAGAGCGCAAAGUUUUUGAUGCUUGGUACAAGGAGCAAAAGAAAAAACCGUAUAUUUUUAGAGAGGCCAUGUAUUAUUAUUGCUGUUUAGAUGUUGAUAUACUUAGACAGGGUUGUAUUAUAUUUGCGCGAUUAAUUAAAAAUAUAACAAACGUAUGUCCAUUUUAUGAUAAAACUUGUCAUACGAUUGCGGGACUCGCAUUAAAAGUAUAUUGUACAAAUUUUUUAAAUGAGGAAACUAUAGGGCAAAUACCCGCACAGGGUUAUGGUCGGAAUAUUAAGCAAAGUGUUAUUGCCCUAUAUUGGUUAAGAGAGAUUGAACGUGAUUUGGGGGGCAUCACAUUGUACAGUAAAUUGCACCCCGACGGGGAGCAAAGUAUUGCCGGUCAUUAUGUUGAUGGAUACUGUCCUGAAACAAGAACUAUAUAUCAGUUUCACGGUUGUUUUUUUCACGGGUGUAAAGAAUGCUAUAAUGGGGAAAUGUUGAACGACAUUGUUUGCGAAACAUUUUAUACACUACGCGAACGAACACAUCGUAUUACGGAUAAAUUUGAAAGUCAGGGGUAUACAGUUGUUGAAAUGUGGGAAUGUGAUUUUUUAGCCGUAAAUAAGUUAACUAAAAAAACCAUUGCAAUGUUAAGAGAAAAAUAUUUUUUUAUUAAUACUAAUCUUAAUCCGCGAGACGCGCUAUUUGGGGGUCGGGUUUCACCAGCAGUUAUAUGUACCGAUGCGUGUGAAAAAAAAUACGGUAUUAUGAUUUUACAUCUUUGUAUCCGUAUGUUCAGAAAAUUAAUGUAUUCCCCGUAAAACAUCCUGAAAUUGUGCGCGGUGUGGAAAAAUGUAGCAAACUUAAUUUGGGGUUUGUAUUUGGAUUAAUUAAAUGUAAGAUACUUCCACCUAGAAAUCUUUUAUUUCCUGUUAUCCCUUAUCGUACCACUAAAUUAACGUUUCCACUAUGUCGUACUUGUGCGGAUAAUUUAUGCGAUGUUUGCACACACAAUGAAGAAGAACGUGUGUUAUACGGCACAUGGACAAAUAUAGAAAUACAAGUGGCGCUAAAACACGGGUAUAGGGUAAAGGAAGUUUACGAAGUCUAUAAUUAUAAGCAGCGUGAGAAAAUUUUUGACACGUAUGUCAACACUUUUAUGAAAUUAAAACAGGAAAGCAGCGGGUUGCCAAAAAAUUGCUAUGAUAUUCAGGGUAAUGUAGACGAGAAAAAAGUCAACGAAUAUGUAGAGGAAUAUUUUAGACAUGAGGGGGUGCAAUUGGACGCCAGUAAAAUUUCAUAUAACCCGGGACAAAGAACAGUUAUGAAAGCGUUGUUAAAUUCAUUAUGGGGUAAAUUAGCACAAAAUGAAAAUGUACCCGUUGUAUCGUUUGUUGGUUGUUUUCACGACUUAUUAGAAAUGGUUAACGAUUUAAGUAUUGAAGUAACAUCACUCGAUUUUAUAAGCGACGACGUAGCACGCACAACACACCGAAAGGUUUCGUCCUUGGUAACUUUACCAAACAGAAAUGUAGUUAUAGCGGCAUUUGUAACAGCGUAUGCACGUUUAGAACUAUUUAAAGUUUUACAUAAAUUGGGGGAGGACGUUUUGUAUUACGAUACUGAUUCUGUAAUCUAUGUGGAAAAUAUUGAGAAAGGACACGUUUUAAAAACGGGUAGUUAUUUGGGGCAACUAACGGAUGAAUUAUAUGAUAAAAAAGCGAAAAGCGAAAAAUGGAUUGAAACGUUUUGUGCUACCGGUCCAAAAUCAUAUUCGUAUCGAACCAAUGAAUAUAUUAAUGAGGAUGGUGAUAAAAAACGCGAUGAAAUUGACCAUGUUAAGGGGUUCUCGUUAAAAGGCGAUAAUAAAAAGAAACUUACUUUUGAUAGCAUUGAACAAUGCGUGCACGAUCGAAAAAAGAAAAUCACAACAUUUUAUACGGAAUUUACGCGGUCAAAUAAUCAAACAAUAAAUGUUCAGCAAGUUCAGAAAAAAUUUCAAUUUACAUUUGAUAAGCGUAUUAUUCGUAAUGAUUUUACGACCGUUCCAUACGGGUAUAUUGAUGCAUAA
Paramuricea clavata is the source of this 4273-nucleotide messenger RNA. The record is from the annotation of a GenBank genome assembly. NCBI's taxonomy places the organism in Eukaryota, Metazoa, Cnidaria, Anthozoa, Malacalcyonacea, Plexauridae.